Molecule: messenger RNA, 514 nt
Organism: Rhagoletis zephyria (snowberry fruit fly)
Lineage: Eukaryota; Metazoa; Arthropoda; Insecta; Diptera; Tephritidae
Product: cuticle protein 16.5-like
Source: RefSeq, a predicted model, not a curated record
CACAACUUUAAAUCUUUGUCAAAGGAAUAUUUCUACAAAACCCUCUAAAAAAAUGUUCAAGCUGUUCACUGCCUGCUUUGUUGCGCUCUUCGCCGUCGCCUUCGGUGCUGCUAAGCCAGCACUCCUGGCCUCGCCUGCCGCCCUGGCGUAUUCUGCUCCAUUGGCAGCUGCGCCUUUCCCUGCCGCCUAUGCCGCCCCAGUGGCGGCCGCCUACACCGCCGGCUAUGCGCCUUACAUCGCACCAUAUGCCAGCAGCUUUACCGCUCAUGGCGUCGCUCACUCUGCUGCAUUCCCAGCCGCUUAUGCUGCUGCUGCUCCAUAUGUAGCCUCAUAUGCUGCUCCAGCUGUUUUACCAUCAGCACGAUUUGUCGCUCCUGCGGCGCCGUUAGUUGCUGCUGCUCCAGCUCCGCUCGUCGCCGCUGCUCCUGCCGUUGCUCCAGCUGUAGCUGCUGCCGCUUUCCCUGUGGUGAAAAAGUAAAGUUCUAAAUUUUACGUUGGAUUGUUAAAAGCGAAG